Messenger RNA from Oreochromis aureus, 3995 nucleotides. It is a transcript of the gene amotl2a, whose product is annotated as angiomotin like 2a. The record is from RefSeq and is a predicted model, not a curated record. Gene Ontology annotation, cellular component: cytoplasmic vesicle; bicellular tight junction; plasma membrane. Lineage: Eukaryota; Metazoa; Chordata; Actinopteri; Cichliformes; Cichlidae. The transcript has 11 exons. Gene Ontology annotation, biological process: angiogenesis; regulation of cell migration; actin cytoskeleton organization. The coding region runs from base 319 to 2439 and encodes 706 amino acids.
CAUUCCUGUCAUUCCAGCCGCAGCGAACAAUCAGCUCUCAGUUAUUUAUUAGUGCGCCUCGCAGCUCCGCUCCGCUCAGUCUGCUGCUUGCUACCCGUCAGCGCGCACACAUGCGCACGGAGGAAAGGAGCUCCGCACACUUGUGGACGUUUAUUUUGAACAAUAAGCGCAGAUCAUUAAUUUGAGAUACGACGGCACCGCUCACUGUGCGAUGAGACUAAAAUUUGAUGUGUGAUUUGUGAAGUGCCCACGCUGCCACAUCGAGGCUUGUUUUUGUUUCGUUUUUUUUUUUUUAAAACUGUUAUUUUAUUGGUUGACAUGAGAACUGCUGAGGAGUCCUCUGGAACGGUCCUGCACCGUCUCAUCCAGGAACAGCUCCGCUACGGAAACCUGACGGACACGCGCACGCUUCUGGCCAUCCAGCAGCAGGCACUGCGUGGAGGCAGCAGCGGCGGCGGCACCGGCAGUCCCCGCUCCUCACUGGAGAGCCUCACUCAGGAGGACACUCCAUACAUCCAGAUGUCAACAAGGCAGGAGCCUCAAGGUCAGGAGCACCAAGGAGACAGCCUGCACUCUGAGAGCCCCGUGUGCCACCUGUACCAUCUCCACAAGGAGGAACUGCCUACUUACGAGGAGGCCAAAGCCCACUCCCAGUUCCUAAACUCUCAGAAGGGGCAGGCGGAACAGGAUGGACCCAGCAUGGAUGUAGUGGGAAGUGGAAGUGAGGCACAGUGGGAUCUGAAGAGAGAGCAUGCUCGCUCUCUCAGUGAGAGACUCAUGCAGCUUUCUCUGGAGAGAAACCGGUCUAGGGACAGUCUGCCUAUGAGUUCCUCACACAGCUACCCACAGCUCUAUAAUCAUCACAAUAAUGUUUUAAAUGCUGCGACACCUGACAGACAAAGGGCUCAGCCGUGUGCAGAGCAGCGAGGACCACCCCCAGACUAUCCUUUCUGUGUCAGACUUCCUGGAUACAUGCUCAGCCACUCACAGGAGUAUGUGCAAUACAACCAAGACCCUCAUCCUCCCCUCUACACACAACAGCACAGGUUUGUGUCUGCUCAGUCGCAGGCGGCUCACAACGGCAUCACAGCAGCUUCAGACAGCAACUCCCUUGAGAGCGACACAUUAAUGCGGGAGAACGAGCGGCUCAGGAAGGAACUGGAGGUGUACACGGAGAAGGCCACCAGGCUUCAGAAGUUGGAGUUGGAGAUUCAGAGGAUAUCUGAGGCUUAUGAGACCCUCAUGAAAGGCUCUGCCAAGCGAGAAGCUCUGGAGAAAACGAUGAGGAAUAAACUCGAGGCAGAGAUUAAGAGAAUGCAUGACUUCAACAGAGACCUGCGAGAGCAACUCGAUGUGGCUACCAAGCACAGAGCGGACUGCGGCGACCGGAAGCAGCACGUCUUUGUCAAACUCCUGGAGCAAAAUGAAGAGCAGCAGCGGGAGCGCGAACGUCUGGAGAAGCAGAUUCAGCACUUGCGAGUGUCCGGGGAGGACUGCCAGCGGAGACGGGAGCUGAUGGAGCAGGCUCUGGCCUCGGCGCAGACUCGCAACCGUCAGCUGGAAGAAGAACUUCAGAGGAAGAGGGCGUACGUGAAGAAAGUGGAGAGGCUGCAGAGUGCGCUGGCCCAGCUGCAGGCGGCCUGUGAGAAGAGGGAAGUGCUGGAGCUCCGGCUACGCACGAGGCUGGAGCAGGAGCUAAAAAGCCUCAGGGCACAACAGUCCCAGAACCAGAGCACUGAUUCCACAGCUUCAGAACCGAGUUCGUCCAGGUUGCAGCAGCAGCUGAGGGAGAAGGAGGAGCGUAUCCUGGCCCUGGAGGCAGAUAUCACCAAGUGGGAGCAAAAGUACCUGGAGGAGAGCACCAUGAGGCAGUUUGCAAUGGAUGCAGCAGCCACAGCUGCAGCACAGAGAGAUACAACUAUCAUCAAUCACUCCCCGCGGCAUUCUCCGGACAGUAGUUUUAAUGAAGACCUGCCGUUGUCCCAUCACAGACGUCAGGAGAUGGAGAACAGGAUCCGCGCUCUUCACGCUCAGCUCCUGGAGAAGGACGCGGUGAUCAAAGUCCUCCAGCAGCGCUCCAGGUUGGAGCAGAGCAAGCCUGAGAAACAGGGGCUUCGUUCGGCCAGAUCCGUCCCCUCCAUCAACAUAGCGACCGGCGGCAUGGAGAGCAAAGGAAAGAGCCUCUCAGAUGACCAGACAGGUGCAGCUGUGCUGCAGCCAAAGCUGUUUGCUGCUGCUAAGGUCCUGAGCCGAGACUGCAGCACGCAGAGCGACGAGGCCUCACAGGAGCCUGAGGCCACAGCAGAGCACGGCAAGCUCAAGAUGUGUGAAGCAAGCUCAGCGGCUACACCUGAAACCUCGGAGGAGCCAAAGCUUCCGCUGAAGAUGCUAAGGAGCCUCAACAGCUUGGGCGCAGACGUGGUGGAAAUCCUCAUUUGAGCGCUCGCUGCGGCUCGUAUGACUGACAGCAGCGCUGACACAAACUUUUGGCUGAGACUUUACAGGGCUUCCUCGACGUCUGGCUUAAAUCAACAUGUGUGUGCUGAGAUUUCCUUCUGCUGUUUCUGCACAACUCAUAAACGGGCAGUUGGGAUUCGUUCACGGUACCUGGACAGUAUUUCAGCGUGACAGGAACUGGGCUGCUGACUGUGCAUAUAUUGUGCAUGUUUCUCUUUUUAUUUUUUAAUUAUGUUUUGUAUUUAUACAUGUAAAUGCUGCUCAUAAUUGAUGUGAUUUUGUUUGUCCUAAAUGUGCACCACUUUUUUUUUUUUCUAAUUAUAUACACAUGACUCACUUCUUGGUUUUGUUUUCCAGUAGCAUCCCUGUUACCAUGCCCUCUGAAAGUAAUGGGAAUAUUUAUAAAAUGACUCACAAUAAGUGUCCUCUUGCCACGUUUGAGGAUUAUUUAGUUUAACAGAGCUAAAUUAACAGUUGCCCUCCUCUUUAAAAUACAUUCAGGGGCCUUGCUCGCAGCUCAGAGGGGGAUUUGGAAACUUUUUUUUUGAAUGCGAAGCCUGUAAAACGCCUGCUCGGUUCUCUCUUUAAAAAGCCUGUGAGGAUUGACGCUGUUUCUCUGGGGUCCGGUUUUCCAGAUCCCCGGCUAAUGUUUGGGGCCUCAGAAGGUGGCUACCCAGUGUUUCGCUCCCCUCUCAUGCCACAGCGGAGCUAAUCUUCUCACAUUCCUCGCUGAGGGAAUGCUCCCGUUAAAGAAAAAGGCUAUCUAAAGUCUGACCCUUCGCCCUUGUUAAAAUGGCAGGCAUUCUCCACAUGACUCCUUUUCUGGGCUGGUUAUUUCUUCUGAGUCGUGGUAGCUGGAUCUACCACGAACGUCGAAACGGUCAACUAUAAUUGGCCCGCAUUUGCUACUCCAUCGCUGUUAUAUUCAGCUGUUUUUCCAAGUAUCUCACAUUUCUGGGUAGACUAUACUGUAAGCCUAAUAUGGACUCUUCUAUUUAUUUCUCUCUGCGUGAUGUAGGAUCACUGAACGCUGAUGAAUGUACACUUCUGUUUUCAAUGAAUGUGUUUUCUAUUUAACUGGAAUGUGCCACACUCCAUGGGAAAAGGACAUUAAAACUCAUCAUCAGUGGAUUUCUGAAGAAGCCAAUAAGCUCAUCCAGUUUUUAAAUAUUAGCAUGUGAAACCUCACGUUUACCCGAUGUUCUCCUUCAUCCUCCAUCACAGUGCAUUUGCUGGUCAGUGCAGUGUGUCAGAGUUACUGCCCUUUGCUUAUUCUGCAAUAUGUUUACACAAAUGGCUGUUUGAAGUGAGAGAAGUUAAUAUAUUUUGUAAUUAUUUUUUUUUUCGAUCCUUGUUUCCUGGUGCCAAAGAUGGACUCUAUCUUUAAGUUAUAGUUGAUGACGAAUACAAAAGGUUGUGUUAAGUUGCCUCGCUUCAGCUGGUUGACCCAACGUGAUGUUGCUGUGAACUUUUGUAAAGGAAACAUUUGUAUGUAUGCCUUAACAUUUCACAAUAAUAAAGUUUUAAUAUAUUCCUGA